UCUUGCAUCAGGAGAGGCACCACCGCAAGUACCUGCAGAAGCCUAUCAAGCGCUGCAGCGGCCUCAUGGGCCUGAGCUGGAGUUUGAGGACCAGCCAUCUCUUCCUCACCCCUUGCGGUUAGAGGAGUCAAGAGAAACGCCGCGGGGCAAAGGGAAACGAAGGGGUUAAGGCGUUGAGCUUCAGAAAGCUCAGAAAACUAAAGCGACCCCCCACUCCUCCAAGCCAGGCUAAGUAAGCCCCUCCCCUCCACCACCGGGGCGGUCGCCGCGCGCUCCCUCCCUCCGCCCCUUGCUUACAAGACCUAAUGAGCUCCCCCGGGAGGCAGCGCAGCCAGCCAGGCCCGGAGCUAGUAGGCUGCGCCGCGCGCGCGGCGCCGGGGCGGGAGCUGGGCCUGGGCGGCGGGCAGGAGCUGGCGGGGGCGCACGGGCAGCGCUGCGGACAGCCCGGGAGCCGCGGCGAUGGCGGUGCAGGCGGCGCUCCUCAGCACGCACCCUUUCGUGCCCUUCGGCUUCGGGGGCUCCCCGGACGGGCUAGGGGGCGCCUUCGGAGCCCUGGACAAGGGCUGCUGUUUCGAGGACGAUGAGACCGGGGCUCCGGCGGGUGCGCUGCUGUCGGGAGCCGAAGGAGGGGACGUGCGCGAGGCCACCCGCGAUCUACUCAGCUUCAUUGACUCGGCGUCCAGCAACAUCAAGCUGGCGCUGGACAAGCCGGGCAAGUCAAAGCGGAAGGUGAACCACCGCAAGUACCUGCAGAAGCAGAUCAAGCGCUGCAGCGGCCUCAUGGGCGCCGCGCCCCCCGGCCCGCCCUCCCCGAGCGCCGCCGACACGCCAGCCAAACGGCCGCUGGCCGCCCCUAGCGCCCCGACAGUCGCGGCCCCGGCCCACGGCAAGGCUGCCCCCCGGCGGGAGGCGUCGCAGGCCGCCGCGGCCGCCAGCUUGCAAAGCCGAAGUCUGGCCGCGCUCUUCGACUCGCUGCGCCACGUCCCCGGGGGUGCCGAGCCGGCGGGGGGUGAGGUGGCUGCGCCGGCGGCCGGGCUAGGAGGUGCGGGCACUGGGGGCGCCGGAGGGGACGUGGCAGGCCCCGCGGGGGCCACGGCGAUCCCAGGGGCCAGGAAGGUCCCGCUGCGGGCACGCAAUCUGCCUCCGUCCUUCUUCACGGAGCCGUCCCGGGCAGGCGGCGGCGGGUGUGGCCCGUCGGGGCCGGACGUGAGCUUGGGCGACCUGGAGAAGGGCGCGGAGGCCGUGGAGUUCUUUGAGCUGCUGGGGCCCGACUACGGCGCCGGCACGGAGGCGGCAGUCUUGCUUGCCGCCGAGCCUCUCGACGUGUUCCCCGCCGGAGCCUCCGUACUGCGGGGACCCCCGGAGCUGGAGCCCGGCCUCUUUGAGCCGCCGCCGGCAGUGGUGGGAAACCUACUGUACCCCGAGCCCUGGAGCGUCCCGGGCUGCCCUCCGACCAAAAAGUCCCCCCUGACUGCCCCCCGCGGCGGCUUGACCUUGAACGAGCCCUUGCGCCCCCUGUACCCCGCCGCUGCGGAUUCUCCCGGCGGGGAGGACGGGCCGGGCCGUUUGGCCUCUUUCGCCCCCUUCUUUCCAGACUGCGCCCUGCCCCCGCCGCCGCCGCCCCAUCAGGUGUCCUACGAUUACAGCGCGGGCUACAGCCGCACCGCCUAUUCCAGCCUUUGGAGAUCCGACGGGGUUUGGGAAGGGGCGCCGGGGGAGGAGGGGGCGCACCGGGACUGACUUCGAGGCACGCUUCCCUUCAUUAGAGACGGCUGUGGAGAGCGCCGCGCCUCCGUGGGUUUCUCCUAAAUCUAAAGAACGAUGGGAAAAUGCACGUGGAGAUGAAACCGGAUUUUUAAAAAUUCAAUUAAUAAAAGCAACUUCAGAAAAAAGAGAUGAAGACGAGUUGGGGAUUGUUUAAUCACAACCUCAAGUGUUAAAACAAAAACAAACAAACACGUUAGUAGGUUCUUACUGGACCAGAGGAGUCAAGAAACCAAGACGGUUUGGGGUAUGGGGUGGGGACGGCAAAAGGGGUAAGAGCUGGCUUCUGUAGCCACCUGUCCCUUCUAUUUUUCAGCGAAGGUCAGUGUAUUUAGUGUAAUUACCCCUUCUAAACAGUGUCCUAGUCCCUCCCUUCCCUCUCCUUGAGUGCAUUUUGAAUUAAAGCCUAUAUUGAAAAGAA
Messenger RNA from Pan troglodytes (chimpanzee), 2185 nucleotides. RefSeq names its product family with sequence similarity 181 member B (gene FAM181B). Lineage: Eukaryota; Metazoa; Chordata; Mammalia; Primates; Hominidae. The record is from RefSeq and is a predicted model, not a curated record. The transcript has a single exon. The coding region runs from base 460 to 1740 and encodes 426 amino acids.